Oncorhynchus mykiss (rainbow trout) is the source of this 8043-nucleotide messenger RNA. RefSeq names its product chromosome 9 C4orf54 homolog (gene c9h4orf54). The record is from RefSeq and is a predicted model, not a curated record. Lineage: Eukaryota; Metazoa; Chordata; Actinopteri; Salmoniformes; Salmonidae.
CCAUUAUACAGUAGGCCUAUAGCUUAAUGUGUUAAUUUUGUUCACGCCUGUGGAAGCGCGCACCGGUUCAGAAAUAGCUAAUCAUUUUAGAUGCUUUAUGCUUCCAGUAUGGAAUGUCUGUAGUGCCGGCGUGUCCAAUGGCAUCCGAAGUGACAGUCCGGAGUGCCACUGUUGGCCAGAGGCGCCGCGCACAGCAAUACCUCCACUAGGAUCCUGUGGUUGAUUCUCUGGAUAUCAGGGAGUGAAGUAGGGAAUCCUGGGGACCUCUACCUCUAUUGUUUCUUUUCUAUCUUAUGCCAAAUGUAAAAUAGACAGCAUAAAAGGCGUGCAUAAUGCAAUGGAAACAAUGGACGCGUCCGACAAAAAUCGAACUUACCCAAAGUCCACCGUCGUGUUAAAAAAGUGCAUGCCAGAUAUCACGGAUACCACUGGGACGCAAGACGAAUCGAAGUGCGUCGAAUUGAAUGAUUUACUUGACAUAGAUACAGACGACACCAACACUGUCACCGGUGAGGGGAGCCAAAUGGCGAUUGACGAGGGCAACGGUGGCUCGAGAGCAGAAGAGAAAACUUCUGGAGACGGAGACCUGAUGAGUAAUGUGACUGGUCAUAUCAACGGCGACAAAUUAAAGGAGGAUAUUAACACAAAGGAGUGUGCCAAGGGCUAUCUAUCAGGGUUUCUUGGAACUGUCUGCUUCUCCGAGGUUCCUAACCUGAAUGAAAUCAUGAUGGACUCUCCCGAAUCCCCUAGAUACGUUGGUAAUAGGGAGGUCACCGCGGAGUGGACACCGGAAAAGGACGCGUUUGAGGAUGCAGAAAAUAUGCCAAUUGACAAUGAAGAUUUACAAUACACUGACAUGUUAAGCGGGCAAAGUGAAUCGGAUGAUGAUGUGAGCUUGGUGCUGACCGGUGAUUGUGAAGAUUGCGUGCCUUGCAGUACCGUGGAGGAUGAGCCUCAUUACAUAACCACGCACGAGAUCCAGCUCUCCGAGCUUUCAGAUCACGAUGUCGAUAAUGAUAUCGGACAGGAGUGGGAUGAUAACCAGAUCUACUCUUUCGUAGAUUAUGCUGCUUUUGACGGCGAUGGAACGAUGGCAGGAAGAGAGAAGAGGGUGAAAAGCAAUCAGGGUCAGGCUAAUAGCGGUGCGGCAGUCAGCACUAAGCUGGAAAGUGAUCUCGGGGACAGGGACAAGUGCGCCAUCUCAGAUGAAAGUCUGUCAAAGAACCAAAAUAAUGUUAUAGGACAGAUCCACCUGUCAAUCAAAACGACUUCUCGAGCUAUAAAUGAGCCUAGCAACGUCCAAGAAAAUGAAAAUAUUACUUAUCAUGCCAAGCACGCCGGAGACAUGAGUCGCUACGUUUUUAGAGGAGCUGGUGAUGCAAAUACGGAGAAUGUCUGUGAUAGCGCUAAGUGUUUCAUAGCCGCCCCCGGACGCUUGCACUUUGGCAAGAAUUUAAAAGGCAAAGAUGUUAACGACUAUUCCAGCGGUGCGUCCAGCGCCGUCAGUGAACUUGACGAUGCGGAUAAGGAAGUGCGCAAUUUGACUGCCAGAGCGUUCAAGAGUUUAGCAUACCCAUAUUUUGAUGCCAUCAAUUUCAGUACCUCCAGCGAGUCCUCCGCCUCCGAGCUGGGGUUGAACAGGUGGUCAACUUUUGUUGACCUUAAAUAUGGCAACAUGAACAUGUCUCAGGGACGCGAACCAAACACAGGGUCUCAUAAAAGUUCCACGUCAUCCUCUGAAAUUGCUAAGAAUAAAGACAAUAAAGGAUAUAAGGGUUUGGCAUUGGCUAGUACAAAACCGCCCCCGAACAAGCUCUUUGCAUUGAAUGGUGCUCUUUCUGGUCCCUAUAACGCAUCUUCUGCAGCAAAGAAACUUGAGCUUAUGGGAAAAUUUGGGACGGGGCACGGUGGAGUUAUCACGCUCACAGAAACAUUAAAUAUUCGUUGUAAUGUCAAAUCAGGACUGCCUGGGAGUGAAAGGCGCUCGAAAUUUGCACAAAACGUAACAGGAUCACGUUCCACAGAUGAAGUUACCAGCACCUUGCCAAGCGGCCAGGGGAAUGAGGCCAGCAAGCAACCCUGUAAUGCAGGGGAAACCAUGGAAGGCACACACAAGAAAGCAAUAUUCGCCUCGAGCCUUCUUAAAAAUGUAAUUUCUAAGAAAAUGCAGUUUGAGCAGGAGCGCAAAAUGGAGAGGGGGGAGAUACGCGAGUCCUAUCACGCUCCAUCUCACUGCCUUCUCCAACAAGAGCCUGAAAUUGCGCACAUGGAGAGGGAGAGGGCUACACCGAAAGAGUCCAAGGAUUUCCAAAGGCAAAGCCCGAAAUACUCAGAGGCGAGUUCUGACUUAACUAUUGUUUGUGUCGAUGAACUAGGGGACUUAGUGGACACUAGCUCGUGCGAUGCCAAGGACGAAUGUCGGAGACAAGACACUUUAACUCUUGCACCAGAAACGAAUUUAGCGUCGACAAAUGAAGUAGGAUUCGAUACUAAAAAAGGAGCAUUCGAAGUGGCCAACAACACACUGCUACGCAGCCAAAAUAGCGCAUUCAGAUCCUGGAGGGACGGUGAGCUAGAGUUUCAAAAGGAACAUAUAAACGAUAAAACUCCGGAGGGGAAACCGUCUUCGUCCAACGACAACCAGGGGGAAACGGACUUGUACACCGAUUCAGGCAACAGUGAGCUAACCAAAAUGUUACAUUUGUUUGUGCCAAGUAUCCAACAACUGUCCAAUGAGAGAGAAGUUUCAAAGCAGCUGCCGACUAUGAAUUAUUCGACCCGCGCUGCCGCGGAUCAAGGAGAGGGAGGAGGUAUGAAAUUACGCGCCAACAACACCCAAUACGUCGCUGGUCCGAGGAGUGUGGUAACAUCCAAAUCACCCGAAAUUAAAAUCAGUUUACGGAGUGUAAAAGAAAACAAAAGCGACCCGUUCAACGUUGCAAAGCUGGUGCCUUCCAAUAUAGGCUGCAACUCAGUCAACCUGAAAAAGGCAGGCGACGAGACCAGAUGUCAGGCGCUCGCCGCAGCGUUGAAGGGUGAGUCCUCCGAAAAAGUACCACACUUCACGGUCAGAGACAUACGAGACCACAGGGGCAAGCUGCAAACACCUAUACACCAAGUUAGAGACGUGCGUAAAUUGGUUAAAAGUUCUUAUCACUUUGUGUCGUUGGAUAAUAACGCCACCGCCGGCGACCUUAACUCAGAUCAAAAGCUUUUCAAACAGGGGUCUUAUCGAAACCCUGCGUCGCUUUCCCCCAUAGUAAUAAAGUGUCAGUCUGUGAAUACCAAUACCAAUGGGAAUGGGAAGCAAUCUGGAAAUCUAAUUGGGUAUUCUAAACCUAGACUCAACGAGGAUUUAUUUGAAGUUGACAGGUCAUCACCCCAGCAAGAGGGCACCAAAAGCGACUUCCACCAACCGACAUGGAGAGCGCCAUUAUACAAUACAAAACAACUGAAAGGUGAUUCUUCUGAAGGCCCCAUUGGACUUGUAAUUGAAACCAGAUCAGCUUCUAGAAGACAGGAUAAAACACCUGACAUCGGUGACAAGACAAAACCCGAGUGUAAAAUGUCCAACGUGGGUGCCUUCGAGAAAUUACAGGCUGCAGUCAAAACCAUGGAGCAGUUGUAUGUUUUUGAUAGAAAUGAGUGGAAGAGGAAAUCAGAGCCACACUCCAUAUUAUCAGACAGUCAUCUGCUCUCUCUCAUAUCCAGCGAGGAGCAUGGGCCAGAGGAGGAGGGAGUGAAUGUGGCCAAUGCCAUGACCGUGCCAACAUUUAACAUGGACAAGCUCAUCCGGAGAGACUCAUACCUUAACUCUGACAAAUCCCUGCCUGCUAUGACCGCUUUGCCCGUUUGCGAAAAGACACCACCCAAACGAGAGGAGAAAGAACCCCUGAAGACUUUUUACAUUCCCAUCAGCCAGGAUGUGCCCAAAUCCCUGGCUCAGCUAGGUGGAACACCAAUGGGUACCAAUAAUGUGUUUAAUGUCAGCUCCAUGGCUUCAGGAAAACCCCCCACAAAUAACAAUAACAAGGCAUCAUCACAGCCACAUGCUGUAUCACAAUCACCUUACUGCAAAGGCUUCAGCCCAGUGUCUCCUAAACUUCCGGUGUCAGUGAAAAUCUCCCAGCAGCUCAGAAAGGCAGAGGAGAGACAGAGAGAGAGACAGAGGGAGACGGCCAACAGUAUGAAGGCAGACAUGCCCUUCCAGUUCAGCAGAGCUUCAGUCGAGCAAGAAAACUAUCUCACCAUCCCCGGCAAGUCUCAUGCCACCAGCGCCAAGCAAACCGCUGUUUCCGCUGGCGGUGGAUGCGAGAAGACAGCAAUUUACACCUUCCCCGCCACUGGCGCCAAGACCCAGAUGGCCAGCCCACCCGGUUAUUGCGGCACCAGGAGGCAGGAAGAGACCCGACUUUCCCCACAGAAACGCUCCACCAUCGUCAUGGAGACGAGAGCCCAGGACACGCCAACUGCCACCAUCUACCACAUGCCCAUGGCUCAGAGCAUGGCGUCCACCCAACCACAGAUGUACUGCUUUUCCCCAACCAUGUCCCCACAAGCCAUCCCCCAGAUCGACCACUACCAGCGCACCCAGAGAAAGAUGCUCUUUGACCCCAGUACAGGGAACUACUACCUGGUGGACACCCCCGUCCAGCAGGCCACCCGCCGCCUCUUCGACCCCGAGACGGGCCAGUAUGUGGACGUGCCCAUGUCCCAGCAGCCCAUGUCUCCCAUGUCCAUGUCCAUGCCCCAAAUGCCGCCCAUGCCCAUGCCCAUGCCCAUCUCACCUUUAGCCCUGAGUCCCGGCUCCUAUGGCCCCACCUACAUGAUCUACCCAGGCUUCAUACCCGCCAUGCCCAGCACGCCUACCCUGAUCCCCACUAGAAUGCAGUCGCAGCUCUCCAUGCCGUUGGAGCAGGAAGACUCCGGAAACAAAGGCAGUUCCUCCCAGCCAGACUACAUGGACAUGGAGAGUCCUUACUACAUGGCCACAGGGUCUGGGAAGUCUCCCUUGGCUGGAGGCUCCAGUAUGGGCCACGUCCAGCAGCAGGGCAGGCCGGGGGUCCAGGGCUUCACCUCCCAGCAGGGACCACGCAUCAUCGCCCCGCCCUCUUUCGAUGGGACCACCAUGAGCUUUGUGGUGGAGCACAGGUAAACGGCAGGACCUGUCACAUGAUACGAGUGCAUUUUGACAUGCCCUGACGUGUUCUGUUUCCCACAUAGGAGUGACUUUUGACGUGUCCUGAUGUGUUCUGGGCCCCCAGUGCCCCUAACCCUACUGUCUGGACUAUUUGGUUCAUGGUCAUCAAUGCCGGUCGUCAUGGUCAUCACGGUUCUUGGUCAUCUCAACCGACAGGAUUGUUAUUGCCUCACCUUUCUGAAGUAGGCUACCACUCUAUCCCCCUUUCUUUUCUUAACUCUGUGUUACAUUUGGGAGUUUGGCAGAAAUGUUUACUAGUUAAUGUAGUUUUUUACCAUGUGCUGUAUAUUUUAUUUACAUGUUUGAUUUUGGGUCAUUUUGAUUUGGUAUUGCAAUACUCAUGCAAUGCAAUAUAACCUCAUGCAAUCGUUCUCACAGGCAUUGUCAUGAUAAUCAUUUUAAUCUGUACAUUGAAUUAAUAAUAGUAAUCAUGAUUGUCAAACCCACCCUCCAUUGGUUAUUAAUAAGAUUAGGCUCCAAAUCCAUUCAUGUGGGACCCCCAGCACUGCCCCUUUGUUCUAGCCCAGCAUUAACACACCUGUGCCAACAAAUCAAGGGUUGAGGAGUUAAAUUAGGUGUGCAAGUGCUGGGCUAAAAAUAAGUGCUCACUGAGAGGUUCCUAGGAAUGGAUUGGGAAGCAUGUUGUACACAUUUUCUUUGUCACAUUCUCCACGCUAGAGGUCUAUGUUCUAAAAUGCACAACUUCCGGAAGGGUGCAGGUUGUCCCAUUUAUUUCUUUAGCAAGUACAUGAGGCUUGACAGCACACUUGAACUAAGUCCUCAGGAGAAUGGAAGAGGGCUUAUAUCUCUCUUUGUAUCUUUAUUGACCUUGAUCUGAACCUGUACUUGGCUUCCUCCCUUCUCUCUGUUACGGUGCCACCUGCUGUUUGCUUUCUCCCUGUUGGUGAGUUCAGUUCAGUACAGUAUAAUCUUGAAUUGUUUUAAUUGGUUAAAAAAAACGAUAUGUUGCCAACAAUAUUAGCACUAAAAACAAUUAUGGUGGACAUUCUAUUUCCUUUCUGAACCUUGUUAUUAUUUUACUAUUGAAAAUGAAUGAGCGCUUGUCUUGAAUACACAUUAUGCAAUAUGUGGUUUGGUUUGAUAUACUUCUGCUGAAAUUGGUAUGUUGUUGCCUGUUUAUCUUGGGUAUUGUUAUUACUGCAAUGUCAUUAAGUGUUGACAAUUUUGCCCUGUCACAUUUAGGUGCUCUUAAUGCAGGUAGCAAGCACUGUGAGUAAGAGGUGGAUGUUUAGACAUUUCAUAAGGUUUCAUAAAAACACAACUGAAGAUUUGCGGUGUGGAAAGUAUUCUUGAUGUUUUUAUAGUAACAUGGAUACAGUAAUCUCACAUUUAUGAGUUGAAGUCUGUUUUGGACAAGUUGAUGGGGCUUUCGCUGUAUUUAAAAAAUAUGUUUUCUUUCCAGACCCCCUAUACAAUAUGUGCAAACAUAUUUGUUUUAUAUUGAUGUGUACAGCAAACCACAUGCUUUCGGAACUGCUGGCCAGUCCAUCCAUCUCCCUUCAUAAGUAUGUUUUGGGAUUGCUGUUUGAUAUUUUUAAAGGUCCAAAAAUAAACAAAAAUAGCUGCUUAGCAAAGAGCAAUUUCUUAAUAAAUAAUUUUGCUAGGACUGUCUGGGAGUGGUCUGAGUGGGGAGGGGAAAAUUGAAAACGAGCUGUUAUUGGCAGAGAGGUUUGGAACUCUCUUUUUUAUUUGUCUAUUAUUAACAGAUUUACAGCCUGGUGACAUCACCAGGCAGGCCAAAACUCCAUCCCACCAAAACAGGCUGACAUUUCAGCCGGUCUUUUCAAACAUCUCUUACACUAAAAGAGCACGAUCAUCAUUUUCACAAUUUCACAGUAUUAUUCAAAACCUAGUGUGGAAAUAUAGAAAAUCACAGGCCUUUAAAGGAACUGUCUAGUGAAAAUCAAAUUGAAUGACUAUGUUUUGUUGUUGACUUAUCCAAUACUCGUAUUUGUGGCCAAAGCUGCAAUUGGAGAAAAAAACACUAUAAACUUGUAUCUCAAACAGACCUUUUAAAGAGGAGGAUGAUGUCACCUUCCUGGGGAGGAUGAGCUGGCCAAUCUGCCGUCUACUCGCAUUAAUAUUUUUAAUGAGCGGUAUAUGACCACACCAUUCUGUUGUUGGGGUACGCCCACACCAACACAGAAAACAUACUUAAUUACCAUUUAUUUUAUGGAAAACUAUUUAACUCGUAUUGUAAUUAAUUAUUGGUCAUAUUUCAUCAAAAUCUGGAAACACUGGACAGUUACUUUAAUGCAGGAUAAUACACUUACACUAUUUACUUCCAUAAUUUCACCUGUUUUCAUCAAUCAUACAGAUCUUCAUGAAAAAAAAUAUAUUUGCAGCAGUGGAUUGUUUCAGGGUUGGCUAGGGAUGGAAUUUUUGUAAUCCACUACAUUUGAUGAGUAUUGCUGCAGAAAAAAAGGUUUAAUCUUUGAGGCGUCAUUGUGAAAGGUGUAUACUAAAUAUUGGACAGAAGGACUAAAGAAUGUUGUGAGGGUAUGAGCAAGUCUAAAAAUAAUGGUUGAAGGGAGGAAGAGAAAGCGAGUGAAAAAAAAAAAUCACGUGUCUUUUAGAUAUUGAGGUCUCUCCUUACCUCUGACAAUAUGGAUGAACCUAACGGAAAAGAAAAUCUAGAUUUUUUGUGAAACAGAAAAGAAAUUGAAUAUGCCUCUACUGGCCACAGGAAGUGUAGAAAACUAGCAGUUGAAGGAAACAGACUUCUUUAUGGUGUAAAAAAUAUUGCUACUGCGAAUGAAUGUGUUUUUGCAAACAAAUGUACAUUGAGACUUGUUUAAUAAAUUUGAAAUACUUUUCCAGAA